AUUAUCAAUUUAACGUUUAUGUAACAACAGGUAAUGCACCAAGUAAUCAAUCACAUGCAGAAUUAUUGAAAAAGAAACAUUCUCAUGCAGCAACUAGUGAUCUGUCAUACGUGAAUUCUGUCGGGAAUGGAUCCGGUUCUAAUCUGAGUACAAAACAUACUCGCCUGCGAACUUCCAAUCAAGCAUGCCAAAAUUCUGUAGCAGAUAGACUGAAUUCUAGUAGUACUGUUGUCACCACAGUACGAACUACUACUGGGAUUAGAGUUAGUGUACGUAUUCAGCAACAAAGUGCUAAUGAUCAGCUAGUGGUAAACACCAUAGCUGAAGAGCGAGAUGAUAAUGUGAUGUUAGAUAUCAAUCAGGAGCCUCCUCCAGGUACAACCAAAAAGGUGCGAGGGAAGACAAGAGGAGUGAAUGCAGAUAAGGUGUUCUCCCAAUUGAAUUCUAAAAUACCUGUGACUCUGACUGAAGAAAAUGGCAGUCCUACAGACCCUUAUGUUGAGAUGUUUGCAAAUGAAAUUGGUUACACAAUUCGAAACUACGCCCCACUGAAUGUGGAAAAAUGGAAGAAGAUUGAAAAAACAGAUGUGGAGAACUUUAUCAAAAGAAUGCAGAGUAAGUUUGAAUUUGACAUGUCGCUCCCUUGGGUCCAGAGAUAUGUAAUUACAACAUGUCAGACCGUAUAUUGUAAUUUUCGCUUUAAGUUGAAGAAAUAUUUUGAGUAGUUUUCAACAAUUGAGGAGACAAUUAAAAACAAACAUGAAGCUAUAAGUUGAAGAAAUAUUUUGAGUAGUUUUCAACAAUUGAGGAGGCAAUUAAAAACAAACAUGAAGCUGUCAAGACUCAGGAAGAAUGAAAGUUUCUUUGC
Molecule: messenger RNA, 868 nt
Organism: Asparagus officinalis (garden asparagus)
Lineage: Eukaryota; Viridiplantae; Streptophyta; Magnoliopsida; Asparagales; Asparagaceae
Exons: 5
Coding region: 345-725 (126 amino acids)
Source: RefSeq, a predicted model, not a curated record